Messenger RNA from Saccoglossus kowalevskii, 798 nucleotides. RefSeq lists its product as uncharacterized. NCBI's taxonomy places the organism in Eukaryota, Metazoa, Hemichordata, Enteropneusta, Harrimaniidae. Gene Ontology annotation, molecular function: protein binding. The record is from RefSeq and is a predicted model, not a curated record.
AUGAGUUACGAGACGGUGUAUCAAUUAGCUGCUAAAAAGAAUAUUGGUGGUGUGAGACGUUUACUGGCAGCAGGACGACCAGUUGAUGAACCAAAUCCGGAAUGGCUGCGCUGGAUCGUUGUUUACAAGUUUCAUGUUGCAAUAAUGGUGAAAUUGGUUACAAAAAACAAUGCGUCAGCCGUGCAAGAGAUCAAUAAAGACAUUAGGAACAAAUUUUGUUGGGCAUGGCUUGACAAGGAAGUGACUUUGACUGUGCGAAGCAGGAAGGAAGAUGAAGUGGUAACUGAAAAAUUGAGUGACUUCAUCGGCAAGUGCGAGGUUUUCGGAAAGGCGCAGUGUCUCUAUUGUAACGAUUUGAUCAACUACGGUUCUCGGUUUAACUGGACUGCAUUACAUUAUGUUGCACGUUAUGGUUAUACAGAUAUACCAGAAGUGUUGAUUUUGGCAGACGCGAAUGUGAAUGCUACCGAUGAUUCACAACAUACUCCACUACAUCUAGCUGCACAAAAUGGCCAAACAGCUACAGUAGAUCUAUUAUUGAAAAGUAGUGCCAAUGUCAAUGCUGUUGACUAUGGACAAUUGACUCCACUACAUUAUGCUGCAAUGAUUGGCCAAACAGCUACAGUAGAUCUAUUAUUGAAAAGUAGCGCUAUUGUCAAUGCUGUUGACUAUGACCAUUACACCCCAUUACAUCUCGCUGCCUGUUAUGGAUACCCACCUAUAGUGGAGAAGUUACUACAUACAGGUGCUAAUGUGAAUGCUGUCAAUAAAGUGAGUGUGUUAUCAAUACAAGUGUAG